This is a messenger RNA of Saprolegnia diclina VS20, 279 nucleotides long. RefSeq lists its product as hypothetical. NCBI's taxonomy places the organism in Eukaryota, Oomycota, Saprolegniomycetes, Saprolegniales, Saprolegniaceae. The record is from RefSeq and is a predicted model, not a curated record. The transcript has a single exon. Bases 1 to 279 code for a protein of 92 amino acids.
AUGGUGUUUGCGACCAUCUACCUCGCUGCCACCAAGAACGGCGCCGAGACCCUGCGCCGGUACACGCUGCUCGUGCAGAUGGACGCAUCACCAGCCGACAUUGCCGACGCCGUCGAAGUCGGACUGCAGGCGCUGCAUGCUCGCUACCACCGGCAAGCGCGCAAGCUGCGCUGGUCUGCGUUCUACAUUCAUGAGCAUGAGCACGACGAGACGGCCGACCGCCUCUGGGAGCACGCCCUGCAGCGCUCUACCGCCGCGCGCCGCCGCCGCCAACCCUAG